Molecule: messenger RNA, 219 nt
Organism: Protopolystoma xenopodis
Lineage: Eukaryota; Metazoa; Platyhelminthes; Monogenea; Polystomatidea; Polystomatidae
Source: the annotation of a GenBank genome assembly
AUGGACAGGGACGAGUUGCCGUUCCGUCUGCCCAGCCUCCUGACUGCCAGGCCCCCAAAGUUGUACUGGUGUAUUCGAAAUAGCCAUCAGUCACUUAUAACGCCUUCGCUUGAUUGCCCCGAACCCCCGCCCCCCACUUUCUUCAUCGCGAUCGCUUUUCCUCCAGCAGAAGGCAAAGUUAUUGUUAACUCUACCUUCCUCCAAUCUCCUGUUCAUUAG